CGAGCCAGGGAUGCCUAUGCAGUGACAGAAAAGUCGAAGCUGGAUCAACCCCCCUCCGGAUCAGAACCGGUGCGUUCAACAAAAGAAGAGCGGGUUUACGCUGUUCACCGGAAUCCACGACACAUUACACACCGUUUACUCUCUGUCCGUUUCAUAGGGCAGGCGUAGAAGCGGGCCGCUUCUCGCCUCUCACGUGUUGGCGCGCUUUAAUGACAUGCAAUUUUGCAACGUAGCUCACCGCCACGAGUCCUUGGCGCUGGGAACUAUAUAAACGGACCGCUUAUAAUUGGCUAGGCUAGCUGAAAGAUUUUUAACCGUCCAGCACUAUGUCGUUCCAAGCCGUGGUCGUCGUCGCGCUAUGCGCCGCCACCCUCGUCAUGGGGGAUUAUCAACUUCCUGCAACAGUGAAAACUUGCAAAAGGGAUUCAGACGAUUUUUCAUCAUGUUUGCGGCUCGCCAUUCAAGAAGCAUGGCCCACAUUCGUUCCAGGAUUACCAGAAUUCGGUAUACCUUCUCUUGAUCCCUAUUACGUGGAAUCAUACUCGAUGGAACACGAAAGUGGACAACUUCGUGGAAAAAUAUCAGUCGCGGAUGUUCGAUUGUACGGUCUUGCCAAAUCACGUUUCUUAUCCGUGAAACCGGAAAUGGAUGGUGAUUUCUUCCGAUUGGAAAUUGACGUCGAGAUACCAAAACUUCUGAUCGAUGGCGACUACAAAGCCGAGGGAUCGCUGGCUACUUUCAAAAUGGGUGGAAAAGGAUUCUUCAACGUCAGCAUGGAGAACAUCAGAACCACUUGGGACAUUUCAGGCCACGUAGUCAACGACAGAUGGGUCGUGGAACAUUUCAAAACCGCGCCAACGAUCAGCAGCAUGAAGAUCUGGUUCAGCGAUCUCUUCAACGGAAACGAAGAACUGAAUCGUGCUGCUUUGGUCUUCAUCAACGAAUAUUGGCCCUUGGUAUAUCGAACAAUGUUACCAAAAUUAAUAGAAAUGUGGGAUACGUAUCUGUCCGAGUUCUCCAAUCGUUUCUUCUCAAAGAUACCGUUCUCAACAAUCUUUCCUUGAAAUCAAUGUUGAGAAUAUAACAAAUAAAAAUAUAACAAAUAAUUACAAAAAAAAAAUGAUAGAUUUAA
Messenger RNA from Apis dorsata (giant honeybee), 1132 nucleotides. RefSeq names its product circadian clock-controlled protein-like. The coding region runs from base 327 to 1064 and encodes 245 amino acids. The transcript has 5 exons. The record is from RefSeq and is a predicted model, not a curated record. Lineage: Eukaryota; Metazoa; Arthropoda; Insecta; Hymenoptera; Apidae.